AUGCGCUUUUCGAGGAUUAAAUUAGGUGCAAUUAGUGAUCUACAGCUCCGUCCGCGAGAAGCAAAGAAGAUCCUGCCGGAACUGAAAAUUGCAGAGAUAGAGUUGAAUAAGGACUUCAAGAAAAAGAACAAGGCUGCGCAGGACAGCAAAUGGAACUCGUUGAAGGCUGAGCAAAAAGCCAAGGCCAACCCCUCUAAGUACUUGGCUGACGCAUUCCCUAAAGGGGCUACUGGCAGGCCUGUGAAUCUUGAUAUCGUAGAUGUUCGGCUUGCCUUAGCUAAAGCAGCGGGAAAUUUGAACCUGGAAACGGUAUCUGUUGAUGCGCCUUGGACAGGUGGCAAGAAGCCCAGUCCUGAUAGAUGGAUGAUCAUUGGGAGGACUAGGGAUGCUGUUUGGAAUCAGAUGCGGGAGAUUGAGAAGGGAGCAGCUGGGCCAAAUACUGGCGGCGGGGAGCCGAAGACCAAGAAAGCAAAGGUCUCAAACGGCGUUGGAGAAUCGGCGGUGAAGUCCAAAACGCUCAAUUCAGCUUCGAGUUCAACACCAAAAGCUCCAGUCACACAAAAGCCAAAGCCAAGCGAGCCGCGCGGUGCUGAAGGGCCCCGGAAGAAGCAGACCGCAAGGAAGAAUGCAUUCCCAGAAUCAUCACUCAGUGAAUAUGAACAUCCAUCUGCGGCUCCGAAAUCUCGGCCAAAGCAAACUGCUAGAAAAUCGGUCUUCCAAUCCCCACCCCCAUCUACAGAAUCUAUACAAGCUGAACCAUCAUCCAGCAAAGUUGCUAAGGGCAAACACGCUUGGGACGUACGAGGAUCAUGGAUUAUCAGUUGUCCUGAGAUCGAGAAUGGCUGGGGAUACGAAGGUGAUGACCCCUCUCUAACAUUGGACAUCUACUUGGAGAAAAAGAAUGGUCACCACCAGAUGUACGCCAUCUUUCACUUCAGAAUUGUCACAGGUGUUAUGAGAUUUGAAAAACCAAUUCCCAUCCCGAAGUCAGAGAAAUCCGGAACUUCAAAUAAAAGGAAGCGGGACGAAGAUGCUGAUGGCGAUGUCGACAUGGCUUAUUUGCCCUCAUACUCGGGGGAAACUGAAUCCAGUGAGAAAUAUACUACCAGCGAUUUUUACCUUGCACUCAGCGAUAACCCGACUACGCGGCGGCCUACCUGGCGGUAUCGAUGGCGGGGCGAGGAGACUGACGAAACUUUGGGACAGAUUACCUUCAGUAACGAAGGUAAUGAGUUAUCAGGGACUUUCAAGUGUGAUUUCAUCGGCGAGUGCCACUUCACUGGUGUAAAGACAUCCGAGCAGGCAUGGGGUUCUCGCGUAGACCCUGAAGAACAGUGGGCAAACCGCAGUGAAGAUGCUUAUGACUAUGCGAGUCGCGCCAGGUGGGGAUGA
Messenger RNA from Lachnellula hyalina, 1392 nucleotides. RefSeq lists its product as uncharacterized. The coding region runs from base 1 to 1392 and encodes 463 amino acids. The record is from RefSeq and is a predicted model, not a curated record. The transcript is spliced from 3 exons. Lineage: Eukaryota; Fungi; Ascomycota; Leotiomycetes; Helotiales; Lachnaceae.